Messenger RNA from Scomber scombrus (Atlantic mackerel), 3635 nucleotides. It is a transcript of the gene bnc2, whose product is annotated as basonuclin zinc finger protein 2. The record is from RefSeq and is a predicted model, not a curated record. Gene Ontology annotation, cellular component: nucleus. Gene Ontology annotation, biological process: regulation of DNA-templated transcription. Bases 11 to 3448 code for a protein of 1145 amino acids. The transcript has 8 exons. Lineage: Eukaryota; Metazoa; Chordata; Actinopteri; Scombriformes; Scombridae.
CGAAAGCUCCAUGCAGUUCAGCACCAGACCGCCUAGUGCUGAGCAGCCGGGCUUCAUGGGGACAUGGCAGCAGCAGAGCACUGACAGCAACCUCCUCUACAGAAUGUCCCAGCAGGCCAUUCGCUGCACACUGGUGAACUGCACAUGUGAGUGUUUCCAGCCCGGCAAGAUUCACCUACGAACAUGUGACCAGUGCAAACAUGGAUGGGUAGCUCACGCUCUGGACAAGCUCAGCACCCAGCACCUCUACCACCCAACCCAGGUGGAGAUCGUUCAGUCCAAUGUGGUGUUCGACAUCAGCAGCCUGAUGCUGUAUGGCACCCAGGCCGUACCUGUCAGGCUCAAGAUCCUUCUUGACCGCCUGUUCUCCGUGCUCAAGCAGGAGGAGGUGCUGCAUAUCCUGCAUGGCCUGGGCUGGACCCUCCGAGACUAUGUCAGGGGCUACAUACUGCAGGAUGCUGCAGGCAAGGUGCUGGACCGCUGGUCCAUCAUGUCCCGAGAAGAGGAGAUCAUCACCCUGCAGCAGUUCCUGCGCUUUGGUGAGACCAAGUCCAUUGUGGAGCUGAUGGCCAUUCAGGAGAAGGAAGGUCAGGCAGUUACAGUUCCCUCCUCCAAGACAGACUCCGGGAUUAGGACAUUCAUAGAAAGCAACAACAGGACCCGCAGCCCAGGGCUCCUAACACAUCUGGAAAACAGUAGCCCAUCCAGCAUUCACCAUUUUGAGAAUAUCCCCAAUAGCCUUGCCUUCCUUCUACCCUUCCAGUACAUCAACCCAGUCUCUGCCCCAAUGCUCGGCUUGCCCCCCAAUGGCUUGCCUAUGGAGCAAUCUACCCUCCGGCUCCGGGAGCCCAGCCUGCCCAACCAAGUUGAACAGGUGGAGACCAGUGAAUCAGAAGUGUCCCUGUCACCCUUCCGCACAGGCCAGAGCCCUAGCCGUGGAGCUCUAGGAGUCAUGAACAACAUUGAACCCAAGACAGAGCCCAACAACAGGGCAUCCCCCAUCUCACCAUCUCCUUCCACCCAGCAGCAUUCUAAAACCAUCUCCCACCCCUCUUUUGCUUCCAAGAUGCAUCGCAUGCGUCGCAUGGGAUCCACCUCACGCAAGGGCCGUGUGUGCUGCAACUCUUGUGGCAAAACCUUUUAUGACAAAGGUACACUUAAGAUACAUUAUAAUGCUGUACACUUGAAGAUUAAACACCGUUGCACCAUUGAAGGCUGCAACAUGGUCUUCAGCUCACUACGCAGCCGCAACCGCCACAGUGCCAAUCCCAAUCCAAGGUUGCACAUGCCCAUGCUGCGCAAUAACCGUGACAAGGACCUCAUCCGUGCCACUUCAAACACUGGCACACCUGUCAUCUCCAGCACCAAGAAUGGUGGUUUCACACUCACCAGCCCUGGAAGGCCACCGCUGGGCUUCACAACCCCACCGAUAGACCCUAUGCUCCAGUCACCUCUGCAAAGCCCGCUGGUGUUCCCUUCCCUGAAGUCAGUGCAGCCAGUCCAACCAGUGCCCCCAUUUUACCGUACACUACUGUCCCCUGCAGACCUUGUUAGUCCUCCAGUGUCUCUGCCCACCAGUCCGAUUCUGCCAACUACCACCAACAGUACCAGCCUGAUGGACCAGCAACAGCAGAUGUUGGCUGCUGCAGUGGCUUCACACAAUAAUGUUCACAUGUCAGAGGCAGGACUCAUGUCCCACCGCUUAACUCUACCUAAUUCUAAUCAUGACCCCACCACUGGCAGCAGUGACCCCACGCCCAAAAAGAAGCCUCGUAAAUCUAGCAUGCCAGUGAAGAUUGAGAAGGAAGUGAUUGAUGUGGCAGAUGAAUACGAUGACAAAGAUGAGGAAAGUGAUGAUAACAUCCACCACAAUCACCACCAUCACCAUUCAUCACUUCUUCACAACAAUGUCAAAAUGAAUGGAAACUGUAACAGCAACAACAACAGUGGCAGUGGUACUGGGAACCACAGUGGUGGUAGUGGGCAGCAAUCCCCUUCCCAGGACGAGAUGAGUCCUGGCAUAGCUCUUAGAGGCAUGAUGAGACAAAGUGAAGAUGAAUGCCGGGAGGGGACUGGAAGUGACAGCAGGGGUGGAAAUGAUCUUCAAGGCUCAAGUGAGCUACGUUGCAUGGACAGCUUCACCUCUGAGGAUCAGGACCACGAGAGAGACUUUGAGAAUGAGUCUGAAACCUCUGAUUCCAAGAUGGGUGGAAGGGGUCUGGACAAGGAACAGGACGAUGAGGGUGGUGAGGAAGGCCAUUUGAGAAAGGAAAUGGAUGGCAAGGGCCAUUCUUCACCCUCCCCUCAUCAGCCUCCUAUCAAGAUCAAGGAAGAACUCAACGAUCCUACUUAUGACAUGUUUUGCAUGAGCCAGUAUGGUCUCUACAAUGGAGGCAUGGCAGCGGCAGCUGCUGCUGCUGCAAGCAUGGCCGCUCUGCAUGAGAGCUUCAUCUCUUCGAUGGGCUAUGGGGCCAGCCCACCCAAAUUCCCUUCUUCUCAAUCACCAGAGGGAGACCCACGCUCAAGUCCGGAUCCCAAGAUCUGCUAUGUGUGUAAGAAGAGCUUCAAGAGCUCCUAUAGCAUGAAACUGCACUACAAGAAUGUGCAUCUCAAAGAGAUGCAUGUGUGCACUGUGGCUGGCUGCAAUGCUGCUUUCCCCUCCCGGCGGAGCCGAGACAGGCACAGCUCCAACAUUAACCUGCACCGCAAACUGCUGACCAAAGAGCUGGACGACAUUGUCCUGGACCCCCAACUAACACCACUGCCCAAGGACCUGCGAGCCGAGAUACUGGCCAAGAUCUACGCUGGGCACCACAUGGGCUUGGACCCUAUGACCGGGAUGGGCAUCGGAGGCGCCAGCUUCGGGCCCACCGGCCUAAACCACGAUGCCCGUUCCCCCAUGAGCAAUGAGUAUCCCCACCACCCUCUCAACCACCACCUUAAAAACCACCACACCAACGGCUUCUCCCAGGGCCAGCCAGACGACUACAUGGUGUUGGACCUGAGCACUACAUCUAGUGUUCAAUCCAGCAGCAGUGUCCACUCCUCACAUGAGUCAGAUGAGGGCAGCGAUGAAGGCAUCCUAUUGGAUGACAUGGAGGAGGAGGAGGAGGGAGAAGAGGAUGAGGAGGAGGGCAACAGUGAGGGGGAGGACUGCUCCCAGCGAGGAGGACAAGGUGAUGAAUUGGAACCUUCCUCCUCGCCAUUCCUCCUUUCGUCCACUGGGGGCAGUAACAGUGGCAGUGGGAUCCUCUGCAACAUCUGCCAUAAAAUGUACAGCAACAAAGGGACCUUGCGUGUGCACUACAAGACUGUGCACCUGCGCGAGAUGCACAAGUGCAAAAUCUUUGGUUGCAACAUGGUGUUCAGCUCUGUGCGCAGCCGUAACCGACACUCUCAGAACCCCAACCUCCAUAAAAACAUGCCCUUCUCUACAAUAAUAGACUAAAUAAUGACUUGAUAUUCUACCCUGUCAGUUUGCCCGCUCCUCCCUUCAUCCUUCAUCCUAAUUCCUCCUCAAAUUAGCUUUUAACCCCAGCCCAGGGCCAUCAAAUACAAGCUAAAUGCCUGUAUGCCUCCUGCCCAUCCUCUGACAUUUCUAUGUCCCUCUAUAAAAUUAAUUGACUCUAAAUACA